This is a messenger RNA of Clupea harengus (Atlantic herring), 2894 nucleotides long. RefSeq lists its product as uncharacterized. NCBI's taxonomy places the organism in Eukaryota, Metazoa, Chordata, Actinopteri, Clupeiformes, Clupeidae. The record is from RefSeq and is a predicted model, not a curated record.
CAAGCAGUCUUUUUCCACACGCUGAUCAACAGUUUGCCAGUUUUAAAGCGUCUUCUUCACUCCACUCUCACUGUGUGUGUGGUCAGAGCUCACAACGCGUCGUUGUCUAGGGCAUGAAUGAGGCUGGAGGGUCAUGCAUUAACACACAACCAACAGGGAGAUAUGCUGCGCUGCCUCUACUCCUAGAAAUCGAGUAGCUCGGUGUAUUGCACAAAUCCGACGCUGGCAUUGCAGUUUAAUUUGUAAACGAACAAAGGUGUUCUUUAAGUUCCGUUUUAUAUUAUAGCCACCAGUUGAUUCGUCUCUUUGUGCAUAGAACAAAAUGGGGUGUUCCUCUUCCAGCUCUCAGACCGUAGACCAAGAAAAAAGACCAGGCACCAAACCCGAAGAAAGUAAUGGAGACACAACUUUCGCUACCCGUAAUGGAAUCAUUGCAGAGGACACAGAGACCAUUGCGGAUCAGAUGCAGCUGCCAGUUCAAAGCGCACUACCGGAUGAGCUGCAGCCUGGGGCCAUGGAGGAGCCGGUGUCCCAGGCCUAUGAAGCCACAGAGCUUAUGGUGGUGGAGGAGGCAGCCCCUGCUGCUCCCGCAGAACCAGAGCCCGUGACUGAGCCUGAGCCUCCUGUCGAACCCGCCGCCAUUGAAAGCCCUGAUACUGGGGCUGUGGCUGCUGAGACUGUAGAGGCUGAGGUGGCUGUGGAGGCUGUGGAGGCAGCUGCUCCUGCUGAGGCUCAGGCUGCCGUUGAGAUAACUGAGGUAGCGGAGGCAGCGGCUCCAGUAGAAGCUGCAGCCCCUGUAGAGGAUGUAGCACCUGUAGAAACGGUGCCAGCUGAGGAAGCUGCCAUAGCAGUGGCAGAAAUCGUAGCCCCUGUUGCGGAGGCUGCCCCUGUUGCUGAGGCUGCCCCUGUCGCUGAAGCUGCCCCUGUCGCUGAGGCUGCCCCUGUCGCUGAGGCUGCCCCUGUCGUUGAGGCUGCCCCUGUCGUUGAGGCUGCCCCUGUCGUUGAGGCUGCCCCUGUCGUUGAGGCUGCCCCUGUCGUUGAGGCUGCCCCUGUCGUUGAGGCUGCCCCUGUCGCUGAGGCUGCCCCUGUUGUUGAGGCUGCCCCUGUCGUUGAGGCUGCCCCUGUCGCUGAGGCUGCCCCUGCUGAAGCUGCCCCUGCUGAAGCUGCUGCUCCUACUGAAACAGUGGCCGCUCCCGCUGCUCCAGAAGAACCCGCGGCCCCUGUCGAAGUAGCAGCACCUGCAGAACCUGUGGCUGCACCCACUCCAGUUGCUGCGGAGGAGACCAAAGAACCAGCCCCAGAACCGGUUGCUGCAUCUGAGGAGGCCCCUGCGGCAGCCCCUGUAGCUGAAGCCAGUGUCCCAGAGCCAGUCAAAGUAGAGGAGACCCCAGUGGCCGCCCCCGUGGAGUCCGUCACACCUGCAGCCGCCCCAGCUGCAGCCCCUGAGGGGGGCGUGGUGGAGCCUGUGGUCUCGCAAGAGACAGGAAGUGAGGUGGCCAAAGUGGACGAGCCAGCAGAAAUCCCCAAGACUGAAGAGACCCCUGCUGCCAGUGCAGAGAAGUAGAGGAGACUACAGUAAACAUGGUUGACGUGUCGCCCAAAGAAUAAAUGAAUACGUUUACACACACACACACACACACACACACACACACACACACACACACCCCUAAUGAUAUGCAGACCAUUUGUCAGAAAUGGCUUAAUUACUAAUCUGACACCAUGGUGCCUUUUAUUACCUGUAAAUCUGAAGCAGUGGAGGUUCUACCAUUUGUAAAUAUGUACUUGUGUUAGCAAUGUUUUUGAAAGCUGAUGAAAGUGCCUCGAGCCACCUGAGCUUUUUCAAAGGGAAAUCGCCAUUUCAAAAUGGCAUAAAGAGGCAAAAUGGAAGCCUUGCCAUGGAAAAAGUCACUUCACUCCAGGUUUUUGUGGGAAAUAGAAAGUGAAGGUGGAUUUCCCCACACAUACAUAGACCCACACACAUCAUCAGCUGGUUCUAGUGAGUUUCUGCGCAGUGGUUUGUGAGUGUGUAACAUAGGCCCAGUACUACUUCACUCAUUGUCAUUGUAUGUGAGGAAAACAAACCAAAAAUGUAACAACUGUGAAAAAAAGAAUGCGUUCUGGCGCUAUGCAUGAGAGGCCGGGUCCAAGGAGGUAACUUUGCCUUUGUGAACGCAGCAUGUUAUUCUAAAUCCUGCUAAUGUGGAAUGUCAAUAAAGUUCAACUUUUUUUUCUUUUGGGGUUGGGAGGGUACUCUUACUCUUAAUCAUUCUGGAAGAUUAAUUCAUUUGUUGUUGCAUGUUAAUACUUUUUCUAUUCUCCUCUUUUUGGCUACGUAUGUUGAAUAUGUCUUUCUGUUUAUCUAUGCAGAGAAACAUUUUGGAUAUUGAAGGUAGAUUGCAUUUUGUAUGGCUGACCCAUUAGAGCACAUUUGGGAUUUGUUUGUUUUCAGAAAAUUGCCAUCACAAAACAUUAUAGCAGGGAUUGUUGGAAAUCAGCCAUGGUCUUCCAACCAUAGACAUACGACAACUUUCUGGAUCUAAGGAUUCAGUCUCUUUUGAUGUGCUCUCGGCUGCACUCCAACAACAUAAACUACCCAGUGCUCUGUUCAGAUACUGUAUCAGUUUAAAUCAUGGACCAAUGAUGGAAAAGUCUCAAGAAGUUCUUCACAUUCUUGUUUUUUGCAUCAGACCUGCACACCUUUCAUAGGCUUCUGCGUACCUUUUCUUACUGUGAAUUUAGACCAUAUUCAUGUAUGCCUGUAAAAGCAGAAACAAGGACUUUCCCCCACUGUUGUGUUUUACAUGCAGAGAUCAAGUGUCAUCUGUAAUAUACUCAUCUCUGGGCUUUCACACUAGCUUCUUAGUGUACAGAAUAAAGUUGCUGUUACUAAUAAA